AUGCUACGCGCGCCGCGUCACCGUGUCCGGGUUGCGGUAUCCGGUCUGCAGGGUACGCGAACCGGGGAGGCUGCUACCGCUGUAACUCUUGGCAUAAGGUCCCGAACAGAUGCCGCGUUCCGCCUCGAGACGGAGGCAUUCGUGCUCCGGCGAUUGACCGAUCUGCUGCCGCCUCAACGCGUUGUUGCGCGUGCGUGGCCGCACUUGACGAACCUUCCGUUGGCCGACCCGGACUUUGCGACGCCGGCUGCGGUGGACGUUGUACUCAGCGCCGACGUUUACCGACAAGUGAUGCGACCUGACAUUCGGCAAGGUGAACUAGGCUCGCCUUCGGCGCACCUCUCCGCCUUUGGCUGGAUUCUGACCGGCGCAGUGGAUUCCGGGGAGAAAGCUGCGGUCGCUGCGCACACGGUGUCGGUGCUGCUGGCACAGCCCGUUGAUGAGCUCACAACAGCUCUUAAGCGACUAUGGGAGCUCGAAGAGGUUGUUGCUCAGCGCGUUCCGACUCCGGAUGAGGAUCAAGCGGAGGAGCACUUCCGACGGACGCACUUUCGGGACGCGUCGGGCCGAUACGUUGUACGGCUGCCCUGUCGUCCGGAUCGACUUAAGCGGCUGGGCGAGUCACGCUCGGCCGCGCUGUCUAUGCUGCUCAGCUCGGAGCGCCGCUUGGCGAGGAAGCCCGAGCUGCAGAAACGAUACAUCGACUUUAUGGUGGAGUACCUCGCGCUGGAUCAUAUGAAUCCCGUACUGGCUGAUGCUCCUUCCCGGUCGGUGUCUUACUACUUGCCUCACCACGCAGUCUUCAAGGCUGGAGAGGCCACAGGGAAAAUACGUGUGGUUUUUAAUGCAUCCUUUAAAACAACAUCUGGUUAUUCGCUGAAUGACUGUUUGUUACCAGGUCCUCGAUUACAGUCCGACCUAUGGGUCAUCCUGACUCGAUGGCGAGGGUUCAAGGUCGGAUUCAUGGCCGAUAUAGUUAAGAUGUUCCGGCAGAUCCGAGUAAACCCGGCAGACAUGGACUUGCAGAGGAUACUCUGGCGUGCCGACCCAACGGAGCGAGUUCGAGAGUUCCAGCUCCGGACGGUGACUUACGGUACAACCGCGGCGCCUUUCCUGGCUAUACGCACGCUGCAGCAGUUGGCCAACGACGAGGCUGCGCGUUUUCCACUGGGAGCGACGGCCUUGUUGCGACAUUCUUAUGUCGACGACAUCUUAGCUGGAGGAAGCGAUCUGUCGGCGACCCGGGAGGUCCAGCGCCAGCUAGUGGCACUGCUGCAGGCUGGAGGGUUCUCGCUGGACAAGUGGGCCUCGAACACGCGGGAGCUUCUCCCGCAGGCGUCGCCGGAGGAGGCAUUGCUGCCAGCCUUUGACGCAGUAAGCGCUCUCGGGAUAGUGUGGCAUCCUGAUGAAGACGCACUGUCAGUCCGUGUGACAGUAUCCCAGCAACACGAAACCACCACGAAGCGGACGGUCCUGUCUGAAGCGGCUCGCUUGUUUGACCCGCUGGGGUGGGUCGCGCCUGUUCUAAUAUUCGCCCGGGUCUUCAUGCAGGAUGUGUGCCUUGCCGGCUACGACUGGGACGACCCGCUUCCCCUUGAGUUGGUGGACGCUUGGAGAGUCUUCACUGCUUCCCUGCCGGGACUGUCGGCUUUGAGAGUCCCGCGCUGGCUGCAGCGUGACCCGGGGGACGAGGUGGAGCUCCAUGGGUUCUCCGAUGCAUUGGAGAGUGCCUACGUGGCGGCGGUCUACGCUCGGGUCACCAGGCGAGACGGCCGGGUAAGGGUGACCUUGCUGACGGCCAGAGCCAAGGUGGCUCCCGUCAAGACGCAGAGCGUGCCUCGCUUGGAGCUCUGCGGGGCUGUCCUGGUGGCACGGCUGCUCCGCCGGGUGGCGCGCGAGCUGGACAUGGAGGAUGCACCGAUCGUGGCCUGGACAGAUGCGAGGGUCAUCCUGUGCUGGUUUCGCUCUCAUGCGUCGCGCUGGCGACCAUUUGUAGCGCAUCGAGUGACGGAGGUGCAAAAUCUUGUGCCGGGCGAGCGAUGGAGGCAUGUCCCUACGACUUCCAAUCCAGCGGACCUGGCAACCAGGGGGAUUCCGGUCUCGGAGCUCCUUGGACUGGACCUGUGGUGGAGGGGUCCUGAGUGGCUGCGGAGACCGCCAGCCGCAUGGCCCGCGGUGGGUGACCUUGCCACUCGCCAAGAAGAAGAGGAAAGAAGGGCGGUGCAUUUAGCCGCUCCAGGAAAUAAGGAGGACCUCCUCGAGGAGAGAUUCUCGUCGCUGACGCGGCUUGUACGCGUAGUGGCGUAUUGCUGCAGAUUUUAUCGGAGCGCCCGAGGCAUACUCAAGCAAGACGGGUUUUUGACGAGCGCUGAGUUGGAGGCUAGUCUGUCUAGGUUGGUGAGACUGGCGCAGAGAAGAGAGUUUCCGGGGGACUUGGAGGCGCUUACGGCGGGCGGCCCGCUGCCGACCGGUUCGUCGCUGCGAGCCUUGAGUCCGUUCCUGGACAAGGAUGGAUCCUUGCGAGUGGGCGGUAGACUUCAAUCCGCUCAGCUGCCCUUCCCGGAGAAGCACCCUCUGAUUCUUCCAAAGGAGGGUCCUCUCACCGAGCUGGUCCUUCGCAACGCGCACACCGCUACCUUGCAUGGGGGCCCUCAACUCAUGCGGAGCUAUCUCCUCCGCCGGUUCUGGGUCGUGGGGGUGGCCACUCGAGUGCGAAGGAUCGCCCGAGAGUGCGUGCGCUGUGCCCGUUUCCGUGCGGAAACGGCACAACAGAGGAUGGGCCAGCUGCCACCCGAACGCGUGCUUCCCUCCAGGCCCUUUGCAUCGGCGGGAGUCGACUACGCCGGUCCCCUGCGUAUCCGGGCUCACAAGGGACGAGGAAACAUCUCUAGCAAGGGCUAUAUCUAUCUCUUUGUUUGUCUAGCCACCCGAGCGGUUCACCUGGAGGUCGUGUCGGACCUGUCGGCGUCGGCUUUCAUUGCGGCGUUCCGCCGAUUCACAGCGCGUCGGGGUCGUUGUCGCCUGCUGCUUAGCGAUAAUGCCACCAACUUUCGAGGAGCUGACGCUGAACUGAGGGCUAGAUUUCGGGCCGCCUCUGAAUUCUAUAAGGAGGUCGGCGAGGUGCUGGCCAACGACGGAACCGAAUGGAAGUUUAUUCCGCCUCAGGCUCCUCACUUCUGGGGACUCUGGGAAGCGGGAGUACGUUCGGUCAAGCAUCACCUGCGCCGCGUCAUCGGGGAUCAUGCCCUGACCUAUGAGGAGACGGCGACACUGUUGUGUCAGAUUGAGGCCUGUCUUAAUUCAAAGCCGCUAAGUCCAUUUAGCACGGACGCGGCGGAUCUGGUGGCGUUGACGCCUGGCCACUUCCUGGUGGGUGAGGCGCUCGGGAAUAUAUCGGAGGUCCCCGAGUCCGAUCUUCAUCCCACGUCGCGCUGGCGGUUGAUCUCCGCAAUCAAGGAAUCCUUUUGGAGGCGGUGGCACGAGGAGUAUCUGCAUCUGUUGCAGCAGCGCUCCAAAUGGACCCGAGAGCGGACCAACCUAACGCCGGGCAUGAUGGCCUUGGUGAGGGACGAGCUGCUGCCGCCUGCUAAGUGGCCAUUGGCUCGGGUUACACGAGUCUUUCCGGGACCGGACGGAUGCGUGCGCGUGGCGACGGUCCGCACGGCGGCGACCGAGCUGACACGGCCGAUCACCAAGAUCUGUCCUCUUCCACUCACCACGGAUCAGGCCCUCUCGGGGGGCUUGACCAAGCCACCUGACGCUACGUUGCACUGA
This is a messenger RNA of Solenopsis invicta (red fire ant), 3774 nucleotides long. RefSeq lists its product as uncharacterized. Bases 1 to 3774 code for a protein of 1257 amino acids. The record is from RefSeq and is a predicted model, not a curated record. The transcript has a single exon. Gene Ontology annotation, molecular function: nucleic acid binding. NCBI's taxonomy places the organism in Eukaryota, Metazoa, Arthropoda, Insecta, Hymenoptera, Formicidae. Gene Ontology annotation, biological process: DNA integration.